AUGUAUGAUAUCAAAAAUCAAUUUGCGGAAAGCUAUUUUAAAAUCGUUGAUUAUUGCAAGGCUUACCUACAUCCAAACCACUACAAUGAACACGAGUUUGAUGUUGCUCCUCCUAUAGAGUACUUCUUACCCAAAAAUAGAAUAAGACUCAGAAGUAACAAGAAGCCGAAGUACCAAUCACCAUUGGAAAUGGGCAAUAGUCCUUACAAAGAACCCAUUCGUAAACCCAGGGAGAGAACUGAAACAAAGGCCACUACCCAGAGGGUACCGUCACCUGUAUUCUCUGAAUUUUCACAAAUUAUCAAGACAAGUUCAGACGAGACUGGGAAUUUGGUACAAAAUGAGCCUGAGGAUGAACAUGAUAUUUUGGAACAUGAUUCAUCUCUAUCUAGGCAGCCAUCCUUCAUAUUUUCCCCCUUGAAUUUGACCUCUGGCCUUGACAAUGGGAAUUUACGUAGUUCCAACACCGAAGAUAUCGAACUUCCAUAUACUCAUAAUAUAGUAGUAGAAAAAACUCAUCAAAAAUUGAACCAACAACCAUCUUCUGGAUCCUUAAAUAACGGUAACAAUGUGAUAGAUUCAAAAAUUGAUUUCAAAGGGUCAGAUUCCUCUAAAGAACAUUUACAACAUCCAGAAAUUGAAGGAGGGGAACGAUCUGAAUUUGAAAUUGUCUCGGCACUCAUAACUAAUCUUACUACCUUGAUUGGAGUGUCUAAGACUUGCUCAAAUUUCUCAAACCAUAUAGAAAACAUUUUCAUGGACUUGAGACUAAACUUGAAGAAUCUGCCGUGGGACAGAAUUAGCUCUAUAACCCUUGAUGUCAUGGGUAAAUCCAUCAGGCAGGCAAGGCACACAUUUAACGACAUUGAAAACCUCAAUCAGUUUUUCGAUAACAAACAGAGGCUUGCAGCAAAGGAAGAUAUAAUAGAACAGAAGUAUUGUGAAUUUAUCUGCAUAUUGACCGAUUUGGAAGAAGAAAUAGAAAGUCUUUUGUUAUCCAUUAACGAAAUUCCCCAAUCAAAUGACAAAUUACCACUUUCCUCUAAUCUGUAUUCAAUGUUAUAA
This is a messenger RNA of Hyphopichia burtonii NRRL Y-1933, 1065 nucleotides long. RefSeq lists its product as uncharacterized. The transcript has a single exon. The coding region runs from base 1 to 1065 and encodes 354 amino acids. Lineage: Eukaryota; Fungi; Ascomycota; Pichiomycetes; Serinales; Debaryomycetaceae. The record is from RefSeq and is a predicted model, not a curated record.